CUGCUCUCCUGGACGGUAGGUGGCAACAUGGCACUCGCGCCUGCGUUUAGUCGGCUGUUUCUGUGUCCAAGAAGCUGUACAUGCAAAAGAUGGCCGAGGUUGAUAAUGAUGGGGAGAAGAAUACAGCAGACAAAGAUGAUUUACAAGUGUUAAAGGAACUGGUAGAUGACCUAUACUACUUUAGAGAUCAUUACUUUGAGACGCACAGUGUUGAAGACGCUGGCAGGAAACAGAAUGACGUUGCUCAAGAAAUGGCAAAGACACUUGGGAAGCUCGAGGAAAAGGAGGACCUAUACAAACACAACACACAGUUUCUGCUACUGCGGGGCCGGUGUCUGAACGUUGCACCGGAGUUCAGUCAGGCCGCAGAGGAGUGUCUGUCCCGGGCUGUUAAGCUGGAACCAGGUUUGGUUGAGGGUUGGAACACACUGGGAGAGCAGUACUGGAAAAAAGGAGACCUGACCGCAGCCAAGACCUGCUUUGUAGGUUCACUGCAGCAGAGUAAGAACAAAGUGUCUUUGAGAAGCCUCUCUAUGGUGCUAAGACAGUUGCCACCAGAAGGGGACGCCCAGGAGCAGAGCAAACGCAUUUUAGAGAGCGUGGAGCUGGCCAGACAAGCUGUGCAACUUGACGUCACUGAUGGGACAUCUUGGUAUAUUUUGGGCAAUGCAUAUAUCUCCAUGUUCUUUACCAGUGGACAGAACCCACAGCUCUCUCAACAGGCUCUCAGUGCAUAUGCGCAAGCUGAGAAAAUCGACAAAGCAUCUGCAUUGAAUCCUGACCUCCACUUCAACAGAGCUACGUUGUUCCAAUAUGAGGAAAUGUUCAGUUCAGCUCUGGAUGGAUAUAGUCGGGCAGCAGCUCUUGAUCCUGGUUGGGAGGAACCUCGAGAGAGAGAAAAACUGCUUUUGAAAUACUUGGACCACAUUACAACUUUAACAGAGAACAAGGGGAAAGUAAAAGCGCGGCGGCUUCGUAACAUGCUCGCUUCCCUCAGUAACUCCGCCCUGGGGCCGUGCUCCUCCCCUCAGUUUCGUUCUCCCUCAGGCCACGUGGGAAGCCUUGAAUCCCGCAAUCUGUCUGCUCUCACUCACGGUCAUAAUGCUGGGGUAGCAGCCUUAGGAAAAGUGGUCUUCAGCUUUGCCUCAGAAGGCCGUAUGGCCUUUACAUUCGGCAUGGUGGACAGUAAAGAGACCUGUUGUGUGGUCAUGGUGUACAACACAGCGGACAGCUGGGGUGUUUUAAUAGGAGAUACUGUUGUCAUUCCUGAACCACAGGUCAAACGGCACAGUGUAUCACAUAAAGAUAAGUCUUACGACUUUCGAAGUAUACGUGUGGACUCUCCCCUGCUCCUCAUUGUCAAUGGGAAGAAACAAGUGAUGAAGAGCCAAAGUGCAGCCUUUGUUACUUACAAACCACAGAGUGAAUGAAAGCCAGCAUGAGGACAUUGAAAGUGAUGAGGGUAGUGUUUUUUCAGUUUGUAUAUAUUUUGCAAUGUUUCAUUCAGGUUUCGUUUGUGCAGAGAAGAUCCGUUGUGUACAUAUUUUCCUUUUUUUAUUGACCUCUUUCUGUUGGACUUUAUUUGUAAGGAUGUGCUGCUGUUUGUUUCAUAUUUAGGUUGUUAAAAUAAACACUCCCAAGGUGCUGUAUUUA
Molecule: messenger RNA, 1653 nt
Organism: Misgurnus anguillicaudatus (oriental weatherfish)
Lineage: Eukaryota; Metazoa; Chordata; Actinopteri; Cypriniformes; Cobitidae
Gene: ttc5
Product: tetratricopeptide repeat domain 5
Molecular function (GO): protein binding
Source: RefSeq, a predicted model, not a curated record